Molecule: messenger RNA, 1316 nt
Organism: Eptesicus fuscus (big brown bat)
Lineage: Eukaryota; Metazoa; Chordata; Mammalia; Chiroptera; Vespertilionidae
Gene: NMRAL1
Product: NmrA like redox sensor 1
Exons: 7
Coding region: 39-1208 (389 amino acids)
Source: RefSeq, a predicted model, not a curated record
GCAGGGCGGCCGGGCAGGGGCGGCCUUGCAGCGCAGGAAUGAAGCUGCGGGCCGGGGUGGGCAACCUUCGUGGGAUUACAUCCCCCCUCUCCGUGGUGGACUCGGCUGCAAAAAAUCCAAGUCCCCCUUUAUCCGUAGUCUUUCCCACCCAGGCUGUGGUGAGGCGGCUUCCCGCUCCCGCUCGCAUGGCGGACAAGAAGGUAGUGGUGGUGUUUGGAGCCACAGGUGCCCAGGGGGGCUCAGUGGCCCGGACCCUCUUGGAAGAUGGGACAUUCAGGGUUCGGGCUGUAACCCGGGACCCUGGGCAGAAGGCAGCAAAGGAACUGAGGCUGCAAGGUGCAGAAAUCGUACAGGGAGACCAGGAUGAUGAGGCCAGUAUGAAACUGGCUCUGACCGGGGCUCACGCCACCUUCAUUGUGACCAAUUACUGGGAGAACUGCAGCCAGGAGCAGGAGGUCAAGCAGGGAAAGCUGCUGGCCAAUUUGGCCAAGCGCCUGGGCCUUCACUAUGUGGUCUACAGCGGCCUGGAGAAUAUCAAGAAGCUGACGGCGGGGAGACUGGCAGCAGGCCACUUUGAUGGCAAAGGAGAGGUGGAGGAAUAUUUCCGGGACAUCGGUGUUCCCAUGACCAGUGUGCGGCUGCCCUGCUAUUUCGAGAACCUCCUCUCCUACUUCCUACCCCAGAAAGCCCCGGAUGGAAAGAGCUACUUGCUGAUUUGGCAGCUCGUCAUUCUCUGGGCCAGGUCGGCCUCAGCUUGUCAAGCAUUCCUGUCAGCAGAGUUGGUGUUUGGAGAACCCACCCACCGGUUUCCACAUGAGAAAUGCAGGACAUGGCCAGGCUUGCCCAUGGGUGACCUACCCAUGGAUGGCAUGUCCGUCACCGACCUGGGCCCUGUGGUACUCAGUCUGCUGAAGAUGCCAGAAGAAUACAUCGGCCAGAACCUUGGGCUCAGUACCUGCAGGCACACAGCGGAGGAGUAUGCUGCCCUGCUCUCCAAGCACACUGGGAAGACCGUGCACGAUGCCAAGACAACCCCUGAGGACUAUGAGAAGCUUGGCUUCCCUGGCGCCCAGGACCUGGCCAACAUGUUCCGUUUCUAUGCCUUGAAACCCGACCGGAACAUCGAACUGACCCUGAGGCUCAACCCCAAGGCCAGGACACUGGAUCAGUGGCUGGAGCAGCACAAAGAAGACUUUUCCAGGUUGUGACCCUGCCCACCUCUCAAUGCCAUCUGGGGGGAGGGGAGGCACAGUCACAAUGAUCCUAUCUUAUGUUACAAAAAAGUUAUUUUUUAAAUAAAAACCAUUGUUCUCACA